GUACGUGUAAUUUCGAGGUCGAAGCGGUGACCUAAAAAGCGUCUAUCCCACUUGAUGACACGACGUUGAAACUUAGAAAAAUGAUUGUUUCAUCGGUCUACUUUGCUUUUCUAGUCUUUCCUUGUUUGUCAUUAGGAUCGACUGCAAAACAAGCGCGUGUGACAAAGGUUGUCUACUUCGAUAUAGCAAUUGGUGAUGAACUUGCUGGAAGAAUUGAAAUUGGUUUAUUUGGAGACAUAGUACCUAAAACAGUUGAAAACUUUGUGCAACUCUCUACCUUUGAACUUGGUUUUGGAUACAAAGGAAGUGUAUUUCACAGAGUUAUUGACAAGUUUAUGAUUCAAGGUGGAGACUUCACUAAAGGAGAUGGCACAGGAGGUAAAAGCAUCUAUGGAGAAAGAUUUGAUGAUGAAAAUUUUGAGUUAAAACACUAUGGUCCUGGGUGGCUCAGCAUGGCUAAUGCAGGUGAAAAUACAAAUGGUUCACAGUUCUUCAUCACAACUAUAGCCACACCCUGGUUAGAUGGUCACCAUGUUGUGUUUGGUAAAGUGUUGGCAGGUAUGGACUUUGUCAAGAAGAUAGAGUCAGUAGACAGAGAUGCAUACGAUCGGCCAAUACAUCCUUGUGUAAUUAAAGAUUCUGGUGUUUUAGCUGACAGGAAGCCUCUGAUGAUAGAACUGGCUUGAGUGGAAUAGAUGUGUGGCCAGUAACCAGGUUAUCUUGUAACUGAUUGCCAUAAAGAAAUGAGAUACAUAUAGAAUAUUUCAUAAAAUAAACUUUAAUGCAGCAUUUAAUCAAUGACCUUGUAGAGACUUACCCUAAACCCUCUUUACACAAGGGAAACAAUCUGUUUGUAGAGUGAAAUUGUUGAGUGAACACCGGAAAAGUAAGCUAUCUAUGUUACCUGUUAUAUAGAAUAACACAGUCAUGCAAUCUGACUAAAGUACUUGAUCUUCUAAACGAAGAUCUGAGAACGGCCUAUUCACAUUCGUCUUCUGUAUAUUUUGGAUUCCCAUUAUUGCUAUUUUUAUGUUAUCCAAUCAGACGACUUGUUCGAUUGUCAAAGGAUAAGAAAAAUAUGCGGUUAUUCCGGGAUUCGAACCCGGGACCCCUCGCUUACAAAGCAAGUGGCCUACCGACUGAGCUAACCGGCUAUCUGAUACAUUGCGACAUAAGAAUUGAAAAUAUCAAAAGUCAAUGCUACAUGUAGAUUUGCAAGAUGUUGUAAGCUAGGCUCUGAUUGGCUAGCGAAAGAGCCGUCAGAACGAGGCAAUGAAUAGGUCGUUUUCAGAUCCUAUGCGUAGCGUAAUAGGAUAUGUACUUUAGUCAGAUUGACAGUCAUGCAUCUAACAGUCCUGAAAAUGUUUUCAUUGAUUUUCGCAUAUUUCUAGAUAUUUUUCCCAUACUUUGACACAUAUAUAUUGGUAGCAGAGAUUGCUCUCUGUCCAGCAAUAUCUUUCUCAACAUAUUUUACCUUGUGAAAUUCUGUGGGUUUUAACAUAUUUAAAAAAAUCAUCUGUUGACAAAUUUCACCUCAAAAAUGUCAUACUUUCCCUAAGGCAUUAAAUGAUUUGAUCUUUAUAUAAUUUUCUAUACAAAGUGCUGACCCUUACAGUAAUUAUGCAUGAUAUUUUCCUGCCUAGAGGUAAAAGGUGCAUGGUUUGCAUGAGACACUAUGUACACAGUCACCUAAACCUACAAUAAAGUUUUAGGGGAGUUGUCUCCAUUCAUACCUGUCAAGUUCCAAAAUUUGAAAGAGUGAGAUAUGUGCGAGUCACCAAGCACCAAGUGGGGGUGGGUGGGGUCUCCCCCUCCCGCAGGUUUUUUUGGGGGGUUUCCCACCAACCUAAGAAAUUUUUUAACAAGAGCACCGCCUUGCGGGUGUAGACACUCAUCUGAUUUUUUUGUCUCUGUAUAAUAGCAGUAUUGUCUUACACAUAAUUUUCUAAGUCUAACAGGGGCCAUAAUUCUUGCAAUAAGCAAUGUAGAGUUAUGGUACUUGCUGCGCAGAGUCAGCUUUUAAUGGCGAAUAACUGCUCCAAGUUUUAAAGCAAUAGCUUUGACCAUUAAGGAGAAAAGUUGACCUAACGCAGAACUUAAUCAAGAAAGCUGAUAUUUUCUAAGUGCAAAAUGGAGUUAUGUUUCUUGCUGUACAGAGUCAGCAUUUGAUGAUGAACAAGUGUUGCAAGUUAUAAAGCAAAGCAAAGCAAUAGCUUUGAUAGUUUUGGAGAAGUGCUGACCUUAAUACAAAACUUAACCAAGAAAUCUGAUAUUUUCUAUGUGCAAAAGGGGCCAUAAUUCUUGCAAAAAGCAGGAUGGAGUUAUGUUUCUUGCUGUACAGAGUCAGCAUUUGAUGAUGAACAAGUGUUGCAAGUUAUAAAGCAAAGCAAAGCAAUAGCUUUGAUAGUUUUGGAGAAGUGCUGACCUUAACACAAAACUUAACCAAGAAAUCUGAUAUUUUCUAAGUGCAAAAGGGGCCAUAAUUCUUGCAAAAAGCAGGAUAAAGUUAUGUUUCUUGCUAUACAGAGUCAGCUUUUGAUGGUGAACAAGUGUUGCAAGUUGUUUUAAAGCAAUAGCUUUGAUAGUUUAGGAGAAAAGUUGACCUAAACAUAAAACUUAACCAGGCAAUGCUAAUGCCGAUGCCGAUCAAGUGAUGACAAUAACAUUUUUGUCAAAAAAUCAGAUGAGCUAGAAAUAUACAUGAAAAUAUGCAUUCUGGUGCUUUCUGAGACCAUUAAUAUGAAUUUUCAGGUCCACCUUUUUUUGCCUUGCUUUAACACAUUCUAUAUAGUAUAUGGAAAACACAUGAUUUUUUGUUUGUUUAAUUAUGUCUCCACCCACAGUAUGUUUUUGCCCUGUCCGUCCGUCAUACUUCAUUUCCGAUCAAUAACUGGAGAAACAUUUGACCUAGAACCUUCAAACUUUAUAGGAUGGCAGGGCUUAUGGAGUAGACGACCCCUUUUGUUUUUGGGGUCACUCCAUCAUAGUUCAAGGUCACAGGGGCCUGAACAUGGAAAACCAUUUCCAAUCAAUAACUUGAGAACCACUUGACCCAGAAUGCUGAAACUUCAUAGGAUGAUUGGUCAUGCAGAGUAGAUGACCCCUAUUGAUUUUGGGGUCACUCUGUGAAAGGUCACUGGGGCCUGAACAUGGAAAACCUUUUCCGAUCAAUAACGUAAGAACCACUUGACCCAGAAUGUUGAAACUUCAUAGGAUGAUUUGACUUGCAGAGUAGAUGACCCCUAUUGAUUAUGGCAUCACUCGGUCAAAGGUUAAGGUCACAGGGGAAAACUAUUUCCUAUCAAUAACUUGAGAACCACUUGACCGAGAAUGUUGAAACUUCAUAGGAUGAUUAGUCAUGCAGAGUAGAUGACCCCUAUUGAUUUUGGAGUCACUCUGUUAAAGGUCAAGGUCACAGGGGCCUGAACAUGGAAAACCAUUUCUGGUCAGUAACUUGAGAACCACUUGACCCAGAAUGUUGAAACUUCAUAGGAUGAUUGGACAUGCAGAGUAGAUGACCCCUAUUGAUUUUUCGGGUCACUCUAUUAAAGUUCAAGGUCGCAGCAGACAGAACUUGGAAAUCCAUUUCAGGUCAAUAACUUAAGAACCAUUUGACUUCAUAUUGUGAUUGGAAUUACAGAGUAGAUCACCCCAAUAGUUUUUGGGGUCAUUCCAUCAAAGGUCAAGGAAAACUAUUUCCUAUCAAUAACUUGAGAACCACUUGACCAAGAAUGUUGAAACUUCAUAGGAUUAUUGAUCAUGCAGAGUAGAUUACUCCUAUUGAUUUAGGGGUCACUCUGUGAAAGGUCAAGGUCACAGGGGGCUGAACAUAGAAAACACUUUCCAGUCCAAACUUGAGAACCACUUGACCGAGAAUGUUGAAACUUAAUAGGAUGAUUGGACAUGCAGAGUAGAUGACCCCUACUGAUUUUGGGAUCACUCAAUCAAAGGUCAAGGUCACAGGGGCUUGAAUAUGGAAAACCAUUUUCAAUUCAUAUCUUUAGAACCACGAGGCCCAGAAUGUUGAAACUUAGAGGGAUGAUUGGACAUGCCAAGUAGAUGAUCCGUAUUGUAGCCAACCAUCAAUGUCUCUUUGACUUAAGCGCAUGUCCCCUAUUCACUUCUUGCCUAUACCACUAUGCAUUGGGAGAGACAUGCUCUUUUCUACAAAAGCAUCUUCUAGUUUUAUUUCAUGAUACAUGUAAAUUUAGUUUUGUAAAAACAAAUAAAAUAAAUAAUGCAAAUUUUAUAACUGA
Mercenaria mercenaria is the source of this 4256-nucleotide messenger RNA. Its product is annotated as peptidyl-prolyl cis-trans isomerase B-like. The coding region runs from base 81 to 686 and encodes 201 amino acids. The record is from RefSeq and is a predicted model, not a curated record. NCBI's taxonomy places the organism in Eukaryota, Metazoa, Mollusca, Bivalvia, Venerida, Veneridae. Gene Ontology annotation, molecular function: peptidyl-prolyl cis-trans isomerase activity. The transcript has 4 exons. Gene Ontology annotation, biological process: protein folding; protein peptidyl-prolyl isomerization. Gene Ontology annotation, cellular component: intracellular membrane-bounded organelle.